CUCCUGCCCACAUCUUGGUCAUGUGACUGUAACAUCACCACUUCCUCAAUGCUCCUCCAUUCUAGCUAUUUCCCGGAUCUGCCUAACACGGAUAUCUGCUCCCGGUAAUGUCACGUGCCCUUCUACAAUUUCACCGUUUGCAACUGUUGCAUCACAGUUGAGAUAUACAUUAUCGAUCUCAGGUAUCCAAGUGCAUACAUUCUUAAAGCAGCUGUCAAAGGUCACAAGAAGUCACAAUGGGAACAGAGCUUUUGCUGAAUGACUUGGAUACAAAAUUCUGUGCCGACAAUCUACUGACCAGCGAAGAUUGGGAAACAGGGCUUUAUAGUUACCUAGAUGAAGCAGAUGAGAAUGUCGAGCUGUUUAACCACUAUCCUCUUCAGCUGUUUGACAGUCGCAUGGAUGUUGACACCUGUUCCAUGUCAUCUUCCUGGGAGGAGAUCCACAGUAAGAAUUUAUCAGGUCUCCUAGUAAAAACUGAACCAGUAUCACCAUUCUCCUCUUCGUCUUCCUGUGAUUCUUCAUCCUCCUGUGAUGCCCUCUAUACACAAUCUCUGGGGGAUAUUGAGACUGCCGUAAAGGUUGAGCUUCCCCCAUCGCCUCCCUGUCAAAGCCACGAUUCUUCUCGUUCCCAGUGCAGUGCUUUGCAAAUAACUCUUCUUCCAGUGCAUACGGGCACAAGUCAGUCUGGAUGUCUUUCUAAGGCUAACACCCUUUUGUCAAAGAAGCCACCUUUGCAGCCCAGACCUGCUCCUGGGUCUAAACCUCAUCCUCCUUCAAACAACAGCACACCACACACCAUCAUAUUACACCCUUUGACAAGCACUCCUCCUGCAGCUUCACCACCAGUACUUGUUUCCCAGCUCCUUCCUGUACAGAAUGGAGGAACAGGAACCCCACCAAUUAAACCAGAAGCCAAGUCCAUUGUGCCGGCCCCCUGUGCCAGUAAAAACAACCCUGCUGAGGUGGAUCCCAAACUUUUAAAGAGACAGCAGCGAAUGAUCAAGAACAGGGAAUCAGCAUGUCAGUCUCGUCGAAAGAAGAAAGAGUAUGUGCAGGGGCUGGAGGCAAGACUGCAAGAGACGGAGAGGCAGCUGGAGAAUGCCCGUCGUGAGAACAGGGAACUUAGGGAGACAGUGCAGCAUCUAAUGAAAGAGAAUGCAUCCCUCCGUGUCUCCUCUGGCAGAAAGGUUGUCUGUGUUAUGGUUGUCCUUGUGUUUGUUGCCUUCAACUUUGGGCCUACAAGCUUGUUUAGUGGUAUACUGGAGGAACCAGGGAGGAAUCCUGAAAUUUCCCGUCAUACCCGUCAUUUACUAACAUACCAGAGUGAAGAGGAUGUAUCUAAGUCUUCUGGACCUAAGUACUAUGCAUCACGUCCACCAGCCUCUGUAGGAAAGUUCAGUAAUGGUUCCCUGACAAAUGUAAAACACCUUCUUGUCAGAGAUCUUGAUCAGCUUUUUCUUACAUCAGAUUGCAGGCAUUUUAAUCACACAGAAUCUCUCAGGUUAGCUGAUGAACUCCGAUUAUGGGUUCGCCGCCAUCAAAAUGAAAGAAAGAGUGGAAAGCAAGUCAAAAAGCCAAGAAGAGUGAAGAAGCCCCUUAUAAGAAAAGCUAUUUCUCUGUCAGACCUAGUACCUGCUCAACCCUCCAGAGUCACACAUAGGUUACACAGUGCUCCGCUGCAGCUCUACAACCCGUCAGAGCCAAGUGAUACUUUUCUCACGGAUGCCAUCGAAAGACGAGAGGAUACUUUCUAUGUUGUGUCCUUCCGCAGGGAUCACCUUCUCCUUCCUGCUAUAAGUCACAAUAAAACAUCCCGUCCCAAAAUGUCCCUUGUAAUGCCAGCCAUGUCAGUGAAUGACAGUGUAUAUAACACCACCCGUGGAUAUGAAACAAUGAUGCAGAUAGAUUGUGAAGUUAUGGACACUCGAGUUAUCCAAAUCAAAUCGUCCACUGUGCCCCCUUCCCUGCGCACAUCACCUUCUCCACCUGCCCAAAAGGAGACUCCCCAUGGGAACCUCUCACUUUAUCUUCAGGAUCAUACUCCGUCAGAUGAUGGUCAGAACUGACAAAAGCGGAAUUAUGUAUAUUUACAUGAAGGACUUAACAGCACAAAUGUUUCAACCAAAGUCUAAUACUAAGGCCAAAUAGGCUAUCUAUUGUAUUGUCUUAAAUGACCAAUAAGCUUCCCUUCCUGUUUUCCUUUGGGCAGACUUGAUGGGCAGACAGUAGAGCUUGUGAUAUCACUUCAAGUCUUUUUCCAGUACUUCAGGGUGGCAAUCUUAUAUUUGUGAUUUACCUGCUGGGCCCACUUACAGUGCUAGCCUAUGGCAGUCAAGACAGAUGGUGUUUCUCAGAUAAAAAUGGAAAUGUGGAAAAGACAGUCUUUGCAGCAUCUAUAAGCAGACUUAGCUGGCCCUUGCUUGUGUCACUGCUUCUUUAGAGUAGAAUGUUAACAAUAUUUCUGUAGCUUAAAGUUUAUUGGGGAUGGUUGGAAGAUCUGUACUUUAGAGAAAGGGAAAUGAUAGGUUUAAAAUCUGUAAAUAUUUAUCUGUAAAUACAAAAUGAUAGAGAACAUUAUUACAUGUGUAUAUGUGUGGGCCCUUCAGUGUGUAUAGUUAUGUAUAUAAUACAGGCAUAUACAUGCAUUCAGAGAGUCUGCACACUAAAUAGGGAAUGUUAGGGGUAGAUAUUACAAUAAAUUGAUUUGUUCAAACACUGUAUAGCCGUAUUUUGCAAUGUCCAUUAUUUUUUAUCUCCAGCGUGUUGGCUCUCUCAAAAACCUGGAUGAAUAGCACUUUUUUGAUUGUGCUUCUAGACAUGUAGCAGAAUUUCUUUUAUUGGGUAACCCCCUCCCCCACAUAUUCUCAUGGCUUAGCAAUUGCUGGAUGUCCGUUGAACCCGAGAAAAUGAUCAGCCUUUGGAGAAGGAAAUGUAAUCUAUGGCUAGAUGAUACCACUAGUCUGGAACUACUUAGGAGAUCUAAAUCCAAAAAUGAUUUUUUUUAUAAAGAAAAGAGUGGGUGAGCUAGCAAUCUGUAAUGGAAACAUAUUAUUGUUAUUAGAAGUGGAUCAGGACCAUUUUUUUAAUUAAACACAUUUUAUGCAUGUUGGUAAAAAGUCAAAAAAGGGAAGAAGCCAAUAAUAGUUGCUAUAAAUAUUACACUAUAAAUAGACGAAAUGAAGUAUCUCAUGCACAUGUACAUAUGUUUUAGCCCUUAGUGGGAAUAAUUUAUAGUGGGAAUAAUUUAAAACAAAAGGCACUCUGUUUUUUCUUGGGGGGGAGUGGUUGAAACUGAAUUACAUGUUUCUAAGCAUGUAUUUGUUUUUAUAUAAUAUGUGAACAAACAUAAUACAGGCACAUAUACUGUUUUUUUAGGUACAUUAAGAAAUGCAUUGCUUCUAUUUGAUUUAGAUUAAAGGGAAAAAAUAACAUUGUCAGGACUUGCAUGUGACCCACUGAGUGGUUUAUGUGCCUUAACUUAUUUGGAAGGAAAGGCUGCCCUUGGAUAGUGUUAGGGUCAGGCAGAAAUUGUGUCUUGACAUGUAUGUGUAUGUAAUGUAUCUAUAGGCACACAGAUAUGGCACUUCAUCCAUUUUCUUAGGAAUGUGAAAGAUAGAAAGCUGUGUAUGCUAAAGACUGUCAAUGGGAUGAGGGAGUAGUUGCUGUGAUGUUUGUUUUGUCAUUUUGUGUAUAACUGGGUUAAUUUCUGCAUUCCUUUGUAUUUUUUGUAAUAAACACCAAAAACAGGA
Molecule: messenger RNA, 3752 nt
Organism: Xenopus laevis (African clawed frog)
Lineage: Eukaryota; Metazoa; Chordata; Amphibia; Anura; Pipidae
Gene: atf6b.L
Product: activating transcription factor 6 beta L homeolog
Exons: 17
Coding region: 237-2069 (610 amino acids)
Biological process (GO): regulation of transcription by RNA polymerase II; endoplasmic reticulum unfolded protein response; regulation of DNA-templated transcription
Cellular component (GO): membrane; nucleus
Molecular function (GO): RNA polymerase II cis-regulatory region sequence-specific DNA binding; sequence-specific DNA binding; DNA-binding transcription factor activity, RNA polymerase II-specific
Source: RefSeq, a predicted model, not a curated record